GACGGCUGCGUCAGCAACACAAUAAUAAAGAUGGAGAACCCGCCCGACUUUUACCGGAUCAUGUCUCUCCGUCUGUCCAGGGCGUUAAGCGACAUUGGCGUCAACAGGUGGAUGGUGAGGAGAAGAAGGAGAACUUUCCUCAUGUUAGAGGCGAGCCAGACGAUCAAUGAUAAACUACGAGCACCUCUUGAUGCUACCACUUUCAAUUUCGGGAGUCAGUCAGAGGGAACAACUACACCAGGACUAAACUCCGAUAUUGACCAAUUAAUCAGCUUAAACGACUUCAACAUCAUGUCAUCCUGGUCUGAAUGGGAAGCCGGGAAACUAAACAUUCUGAUGGUGAAGGAGGAGACGUGCUCUCCACAACAUUAUCUUCUACAGGUGAUUAGACAUGACUCACCUGAACCUGUCAUACAUUCAAGUGGUGUAUUCCAUGUAGUUGACAGUAAAGGCCGUGUAUUAUUUGUCAACACAUACGCCGGAAUUUUCGCCAAAAAUCAAGCAAUAGAAAAUAACAUGCCUCACUACUCUAGUGGCCCAUCUCAUAGCCUUAAUAAAAUGUAUGACCAUGUGCUCGCGCAUUGGUGCAGGUCACUUCCGCUAGAAUGCCACGGGUGGUUUGAACGACCGAGGCCCGGACACUGGCCGACACCGGAACUGUUAAGAGAUGUAAAGGAGUGUGGGUGUUUUCUUGUUCCUGAUGGAUACUUUGACAGCCGUGUCAAAUAUGUUGAGUGGAGAAUUUCUCCUAGUCUUAUUGAGAGAACACUGAUGUUUAGCAUGAAAACAGUACAGCUUAAAUGUUAUGUGGUUCUGAAGAUUCUAAAAUCACACGUCGUCAACCCCCUUUUAGAUAAUGAAGGAAAACUGACAAGUUUUCACUGCAAAACUGCCCUGCUUUUCGCCGCGGAAAGGUUGCCGUCCGAAAUGUGGAGAGAAAAUCGCUUGAUGGAAUGUAUUGUGUAUUGUUUGAAAUUGUUGCUUGGUUGGACGAAAACCGGUAUGUGCCCUCACUACAUUGUAGCAGGCGUGAAUCUUUUUCAUGGAAAAUUUACAAGUCGGCAGUUAGCAAAUCUUUCUAAGAUCCUUUCAAAUAUCAUUGACACUCACUUAAUAGUACUCGCGUACAUACAAGCAGACGACAUGGGCAACCGGAUGUUCAGCACAACUAUCAGAACUGUUCGCUACAGUGAAACGUGUUACAUAUCGACAAACACUAGUUUAUGUAGAUGGCUAAAUGUCUUUGCUCACCACAGAAUAAAUAAAUGUUUUCAGAUUAUUCUGUCUAUGAAGUCUGAUUUGAAGCCUGUAUAUAUGAUUUCAUAUUUCGGCCUAUAUCUUAAAAUAAUACGUACAUAUGUUCAUGGGCUGCCGUUUCCAUUAAGAGAACACACUUUUGACUAUAUUUUUAAACAAGUUCAGAGUGUUUCAGCAUCCACUGCUGCAUCAUGUUGCAUACGGAAUGGUUGUGUUGUUCCGAGAUAUAUACUGUCUCUGUUCGAAAGUUCCCUAGAUACGGAUGUGGCGUCAUCAAGACUGAAGUUGGCUUCUUUUCUCCUCUGUCAUAAUGAGCUUGAAAGAGCAGCGGACGUUCUGAAUGAUGUUCAACGUAGAUAUGACGACAGCGUGCAAGCCGUAUGUGCAUGUGGAAGAAUGGAUCCUUUAAAUACAAAACAUCACAAACCACUGUGCACUACCAGUGUUGUUAAUAACGAUGACGUGUUAUUAACAAACAAAACGGCACUAUGUGUUCGCUACUUGAGACAGGAGGCGUUCUGUGCACCACCGAUAUUACACUACGAGAUGGUGAGGGGAAUAGGCGAGGAUAUCAAUCAUAGGGAUGAUAUUGAGCGUGAUUGGAUGAACUGGGCCGUCGUGGACUCACUGCCUUACCUCUACUACCUGCAGUACCUGACUUUCCGUGAUCUCGGCCAGCGAGGAAGACAACGUCAGUCUGUAUUGAACUUAAUUAACUGCUAUCGUGACGCCAACCGUUGUUAUCAUCUCUUCCACCCGGAGACCUGUGUCAACCUGAUAGGGCACUGCAUGGAGAUGGAGGGCCAACCGGAGAUGGCGUUACGACUGUACAGGCAGUCCGUCGGCCGUUUGACUAGGAACAACGCGGCGCAUUGGCAUAUUUACAGACUUGAUCAUGGCCACCAGAUUUAGAUAGAACAAUAAAGAAGGAAAACUUAAUAACAAAUUAAUUUAAUCAUGUUUUCAUGAAAUGAUUAGGAUAGUUUAUUAUUAUCAUUAUUGUCAUUAUUGUCAUAAUUAUUAUUAUUGUUAUUAUAGUUAUUAUUAUUAUUAUUAUUAUUAUUAUUAUUAUUAUUAUUAUUAUUAUUAUUAUUAUUGUCAUAUAAGAUUGGCUUUGUCUUAUAUCUCAUAAAUUAAAGUAUGUUCG
This is a messenger RNA of Mya arenaria, 2404 nucleotides long. RefSeq lists its product as uncharacterized. The transcript is spliced from 2 exons. The record is from RefSeq and is a predicted model, not a curated record. Bases 31 to 2169 code for a protein of 712 amino acids. Lineage: Eukaryota; Metazoa; Mollusca; Bivalvia; Myida; Myidae.